Paraglomus brasilianum is the source of this 390-nucleotide messenger RNA. Lineage: Eukaryota; Fungi; Glomeromycota; Glomeromycetes; Paraglomerales; Paraglomeraceae. The record is from the annotation of a GenBank genome assembly.
AUGAAUUACGUCACCAAACUAGUCACGUCGAUUGUUUAUAUCUCGCCCUCGCCACUAUUUCAACCCACAACAAACUUUUAUUUUGCGCGAGCCGCCCCAGGAUAUACGGGUCUUUUCGCGGUCUGCCCUCCAAUCUCCAGAGAGGAGGUAAAUGGCUGGCCACCCUUACGGGAGCAACGAGAAGAUAUAAUAAUUUAUAGCGUUGCUCCCGUUGCCAGAAACGUCUGCUGGCGACAUGAGAAACGACCUUCGUGUCCGCCGGCGGUCGUGAUGGAACACGGCUUUGGAAUAAAAGAUAUUCCAACCUGUUGGUUCACGUCGAAUGUGAACCCGAAACGAGGACGGGGCGGUGGUGUUGCAUAUUCCACACCACCGCAUUCCCGUGUUUGA